Molecule: messenger RNA, 375 nt
Organism: Necator americanus (New World hookworm)
Lineage: Eukaryota; Metazoa; Nematoda; Chromadorea; Rhabditida; Ancylostomatidae
Exons: 1
Coding region: 1-375 (124 amino acids)
Source: RefSeq, a predicted model, not a curated record
AUGCGUCAAGGUGGACCUGUACGAGCCGCAGGCAAACAAGAACUCACGUCCGAGCUCGCGAAGCUUUGCAUGAUAAAAGAAAACCUCAAAGCGAGGAGACCAGAACCGAAGGAGCCGAAAGGCCGAAGCUACAGAGGCGGGAAAGAGCAUUCGCUACGCCCGUCGAGAAUUCGCCAAUCGAAAAGCGAGGAUGAGUCCUCACUGGAACCGGAAGGGAACAACCAUAGCAUCGAGCAGGGGAAUGAAGAAAAUCAUUCACAAGUUCUUUUCUGCUCUUUUCGACACCCAUGUCCACUUGCCUCCUCACCAUCUGAGCGAAGACGGACAUGUCAGAGGUUCUCCCGUGCAAAGCACGACAUGCCAUCAUGUCAGUAA